GGUGCAGGCUUUAGGCUGGGGCGGCGCCUUCGCCUCCGGCUGCCGUAGGACCGCCGGGCCGCCGCUCCAUCGGCGACAUCUUGGUGGAGGACGCGCUGGGGGAAACGCUGGUCACCUAGUAGCAGCUGCGCCACGAUCUCUGCUGACCUCCGGAGCGCGCAGGAUCGAACGCGCAGGCGGUAAGGCUGCUGCUCCUGGAGUCCCCACUCCCCGCUCGGGAGGGUGCCUGGGGACCCAGAUACCCGGCCUUGCCACCCUGAGUCCGGUAGUCUCCACCUCUAGCCGGUGGAGCGGACCCCAGCCCUACCACCUAAGAGUACCUCUCAUCGUAGCUAGAUCGAGUCUCCUGGAAGCCCUCCUGGAACCCCGCCCCCGCUGCUACCUGAACCACAGGGCCCUCCUGGCCCGAGACUCCGCCCCCCAAGGACUCCGCCCCUCUCCCGGAAUCACUCCGUCACAGACCCGCCUCCUCCCCGCCCCUCUUUGCCCCAGCCUCCGCCCUCCGGUCCGGGCGGGGCUCCGAGUUUGAACCGCGCGGCGGGCCGGGCUUCUGAGCCGGGUCGGGCCCAUAGGCGGCGGCGCCGAACAGGCAGUCUGCGGCGUGCGGCACCAUGUCCCCGGGCAGUGGGGUGAAGAGCGAGUACAUGAAGCGCUACCGGGAGCCGCGCUGGGACGAGUAUGCGCCAUGCUACCGCGAGCUGCUGCGUUACCGCCUGGGCCGCCGGCUGCUGGAGCAGGCCCACGCGCCCUGGCUCUGGGACGCUUGGGGCCCGGACAGCCCCUCAGACAGCUCGGCUUCCCCCAGUCCGGCGCCCAGGGGCGCGUUAGGGGAGCCCUCGGCACCUUCCGCGCGGGAGGAGGAGCAGACGGUGGGGGAGCGCGGAUCGGAGCUGCGGGGCGCGGAGGUUGGGGACGCGGAGGAGCACGACACAGUGCUACCAGCACCACCGAAAGAAGACACAGAAGAAAAGCCUGAACAACAAACCAGGACAAAAGAGACUCACAGGUUGCCCGUUGGCCCCGAACCUCGACAACAGCCUAGUGCCUUAUUUGCCAGAGCAAGUAAGAAAGCAACCAGGAGCCCCCAAAGAUCAACGAGCAAAAUAAAAGAGAACAAGCACCCAUUCGCUCUCUACGGCUGGGGAGAGAAACAGAUGGACACGGGGAGCCAGAAGACGCACAAUGUCUGUGCAUCGGCCUCUGUACAUGAGAUCCAUGAAUCAGCACUUCGUGCCAAGAACAGAAGACAGGUGGAGAAAAGGAAACAGGCUGCCCAGAGGCAGCGGGCUCACUCCGUGGAUGUGGAAAAGGACCGGAGGGUAAAGCCAACUUCCGCAGAGAACCCGUGGCUGACAGAGUACAUGCGAUGCUACUCAGCGAGGGCGUAGAUGUUGGGACAUCCUCUUUCAAGUGUUUGUGAAAGACAAAGAAAACAAAAACUAUCAAAUGGGACCACGCACAGGUGGAAGAAACGGACUGGUCCUGCAAGGCUCCUCUUAGGAAUUUUCAAGAGAGGUUUUGCUUUCAUGAUGGUUGGUCACCUGCCUGAGUAGUUAGGGCAGACCACUGAAGCCAUAGAUGUUGGCUUGUUUAUGAAGACAAGUCCCCAAGUCUUGAUAUUCUUGUAAGAGUUUUAUUUUCAAGAUUUUAAUCUUUGGAGAUACCCACACCAAAUGCCUUUAACUGGCUCUAGGCGCUUCCCCUCCACACCCUCCUGUAGGACAGUUGGAGCUGUCCUUUUCCAUCAACACCACAUUCCACAGCUGGCAGGGGCAUCCCGUCCGGCAGUGCAGGACUCCCAGGCACCACACCUGUGCAGUUUGCCUUGCAGGGAACAUCAAGGAAAGUGAGGGCAUCAGCGUGAGAUCAGCGCUGUUCCCGACGAACGAGAACUCUGCUGCCUCACAAUGACACUUGAUAUUUCACCCCCAUCACCCCACCUCCGUGUAGACUAUGGUAUUUAAGAAUUUUCUGGCCAGAGCUGGGGUCACCUUUCCUCCUUACAUCAUCACUUAGACAUUUAUUUAAUAUAUAACUUAAUAGUUCUAGUACAUUCCAGUGAGUGACGUGCGGUGCAUGUUUAGAGCAAUGAUGACAUUGCUUUUGAGUCAGUGUCACAGUCUUUUAACUGCAGUAUUCCCUUUGAGCGCACACAUGGGAUCAUCAGCUGCUUGUGAAGUCUGUCCUGCCACCUCCCCUCUUCAGAGAUAGCUGAUAGUGAUACUGAGAAUUUGUGAUCUGAAAUGACGUUUAAUGAACUGAGUUUGGCCUGUGGGGAUGGGACCAGCACACACCAUUAAGCGUCACCGCCUCCAUUCUGCUUCUCUUUCUCUAGAACUUAAUGAAGGCUUCAUGAUGCACAGUACUGAUAGUAUAGGUCGAAAAUGUGACUAAGUGAUGUCCUGCCUGGUGGUCUGUGCUGCUAACUGUGGGAGAACGGGGUGUGUGCUGGCCUGGCUGUAAAUGUUCUUCUUUUAGUAGGGAACCACUGUCAGGGUUAAAAAAAAAUAGUUUUAAAAAACAAAGGUUUCCAUGAGAUGGGUGCCUUCCCCAUCGUGCCGAAGAGACACUCAGAAGAUGGACACUGUGUUCUUCCUGAGAGACAGGGAGACCUUCUGCAGGCACCCACUCGGCAUCUGAGUUUGUUGGUUAAAACUGAGUGCUGGGCGUGUGGCUGAGCAUUUCCAUGAUAUUUUUACUUUGUGUUUUUGAGUAUGAUAAUUUCUAGAACACAAACUGAUUUCAUUCCAUAUAAAAUUGUCACACCAUGUCAUCUUAAAACCAUGAGGCUUUGAAAAUGCAUACUGAAGAAUCAUGAGUGUUUUAAAAAACUUUAAAAAUAUUUGCCUAGUUUUGUAUAGUCCCUUGUGUACAGAGCCCUCCCACUGAGGUGUAUAUUUAAUUAAAGAGUAAGUUCUACAUGUUGUCUAAA
Messenger RNA from Peromyscus leucopus (white-footed mouse), 2932 nucleotides. It is a transcript of the gene Ccsap, whose product is annotated as centriole, cilia and spindle associated protein. The transcript is spliced from 3 exons. Gene Ontology annotation, biological process: regulation of mitotic spindle assembly. Bases 612 to 1388 code for a protein of 258 amino acids. Lineage: Eukaryota; Metazoa; Chordata; Mammalia; Rodentia; Cricetidae. The record is from RefSeq and is a predicted model, not a curated record. Gene Ontology annotation, molecular function: microtubule binding. Gene Ontology annotation, cellular component: ciliary transition zone; axoneme; centriole.